Entelurus aequoreus (snake pipefish) is the source of this 3342-nucleotide messenger RNA. RefSeq names its product Fas apoptotic inhibitory molecule a (gene faima). NCBI's taxonomy places the organism in Eukaryota, Metazoa, Chordata, Actinopteri, Syngnathiformes, Syngnathidae. Gene Ontology annotation, biological process: canonical NF-kappaB signal transduction; negative regulation of extrinsic apoptotic signaling pathway via death domain receptors; positive regulation of neurogenesis. The coding region runs from base 180 to 722 and encodes 180 amino acids. The record is from RefSeq and is a predicted model, not a curated record. The transcript is spliced from 5 exons.
CGGAUGUCAUGUUACUAUGGUUACAGGAUAGCCACGGCUAGUUUGUUUCAUCAUUCUGUUGUAACUAAAGCGGUGGGAAGUCCUAAAAAAACGCCGAGCCGCAUCCACAAGACCGACAAGGUCCGACACCGUCUCCGUUAGCUUAGCAAAUAGUAUCUACCGCCCGGUGUUGGUCAGACAUGUCCGGCGACCUGGCGGCAGUGUGGGAGGUCGCGCUCAGCGAUGGCGUCCACAGGAUCGAGUUCGAACACGGCACGACCACCGGGAAACGGGUGAUACACGUUGAUGGCAAGGAGGUGCUGAGGCGGGACUGGAUGUUCAAGCUGGUCGGGAAGGAGACUUUCACUGUGGGCAAACUGAACACCAAGGCAACCAUCAACAUCGACGCGGUCAGCGGGUUUGCCUACGAGUACACCCUGGAGAUCAACGGGAAGAGCUUAAAGAAGUACAUGGAGAACAGGUCAAAGGUCACGAGCACCUGGCUGCUCAACCUGGAUGGAGGCGACUUGAGGGUGGUCUUAGAGAAAGAUACCAUGGAUGUUUGGUGUAAUGGAGAUAAGAUUGAGACAGCUGGUGAGUUUGUGGAAGAUGGCACGGAAACACACUUCACUCUUGGCGACCAUAACUGCUGUGUGAAGGCUGUGAGCAGCGGGAAGCGACGAGACGGGAUCAUUCACACGCUCAUCGUGGACGGUGUAGAGAUUGCCGAAUGCACAGAGUGACUUUUGUGUUGAGGGGUUUGUUUGUUUGCUUUUUAAUUCCAACAACAACAAAUGUUUUACACUGCUGAGGGCACAGAUCACUUCUUUGAUAUGUUUGAUGUACUAAAUAGCUACUGAUGGGGAGGAUACCACAAUGUUCUGUCACACAACAAAAAUAUCUGCUGUCUGAACAUUUUACGUGGCAACAUUGUGAAAACACAGGAAUAACUUCACUGUACUAAAUUGUGAAAAAUAUUUACAGAAUAUUGUGCUGUACGUAGAUUAUAGAUCUAUUUAUUCGGGGUGUCCCGAUCCAAUAUUGACGUCGGUCUGAUAUCAGUUAAAAAAACAAGAAUCAUACAGCACGUUUACCCCAAUAAUUGAUCUUUCCUUGCAUUUUAGUGAAGUCAUUUACAAAAGGUUAACAUGGUAUAGGCUACUAGGAGCUAGCAGCUACACAACAGCUAAGCACACAAUAAGUACACAAGCGAGACAUACCUAAUAAGUGACCCCCCAAUGAACAAUAUUGCAGUCCAUAACACCACACUGCAAAAAACGAAAUGUAAAUAUCUCAAAUAAGGGUGAUAUUUGAUUAUUUUCUGUCUGAUAAGAUAAUUAUUCUCUAUAAGCAGAUUUUAUGUUACAGUGUUUUACUUGUUUUAAGGAUUUUGGUCCUAAAUGAUCUCAGUAAGAUAUUACAGCUUGUUGUUAAGAUUUUAUGACCUAUAUUGAGUAAAACAUGCUUGAAAUUAGAAUAUCAACUGUUGCAAAGCUGUGUCAUCAACACUCACAAGUAUAAAACUACUUUUUUAAAGUAGUAUUUUUUUUUUUCAAGAAUGAAAAAAAAAAAACAUGACUUUGACACAAUUGUGUCUCAUAAUUAAAACGGAUGACAGCCAAAUGGACUUUGCUGUUUUAUUUUCAAUGAAACAAUAUAAAAUACGUACUCAUAUAGUAGUACAGUUGUUAUUAGUGAGAAUAUACUUAUUUUAAGGUAUUUUUGGGUUCAUUGAAGUUAGCUAAUUUGACUUGUUUUGGAAAGUCUUGACAAGCCAAAUGUUCUUGUUCUAUUGGCAGAUAAUUUUGCUUCGUUCAAAUAAAAUACCCCUAAUUUUUGUAUUUUUUUUUCUUGUUUUUGAACACUGACUUUUUGCAGUGCACAUUUGUCAAUGUAAACAAGUAUCAACUAAUUAUAGUUGCGUAUAACUUUUGCAUACAAAGUCUCCAAGGCAGAAGCUUAGUAGAAAAUAUCCAGUAACAAACGUGUCCGCAUGAAUUAUUGUGGCCACCAGGGGUCGCCAAAAGUAUGUACCAUGAUUUGUGCUGAUAUCGUAUCGAAUUAAUAUCGGUAUCGGCCAAGAUUCAAGGCUCCAAUCAUGUAUCUGUCGUGGAAAAGUUGUAUCGGGACACCCCUACUAUUGAUUCUGUCAUUGUUUAGAAGAUUAAGUGGCAUUUACUAGGGCUGCAGCGAUCGAUUGUUUUAGUAAUCGAGUAAUCUAUCGAUUAGUUUGUUCGAAUAUUCGGACAAAACACACUUUAUAAACUCAAUGUCUCUUUUAAGAAAAAUAGAUUUUUCUGCCCGGCAUAACCUUCAUUCUUUUUUCAAGAAUGACCAACAUUGACAUUGCACUUGUAACAUGAUUGCAUUGAUAACAUUUUUUAAUAACAACUGCUGUUGGCCAGUUCUCAUGUGCGCUCUGCUGCAAACAAUGUCCGCAUAUUUAAAACUCCCGGCAAACCAGACGUCUGUAUUUUAUACAUUUUUUGAUUACUUGCACCUUUUAAAUGAUUAAUCAAAGCAACGGAAUAUAAAUCGAAUGUUUUUCUAAUCGAGUUAGCAUCUAUGUUCUAAUUGAAACAUAUUUUGUCUGAUUUGAAUCAUCCUCCAUUCUCACUCUUGAUUCCAAUAAUGAGUUGGAGGACCAGGAAUGACCAGGGUACAAACAUACAUUGAAUAUACAGUAGGAUCAUUCCAAUCCUGUAAGUGCACGGCUGUUUUUCUCAAAGUAAAACACGUUCAGGUGUUGGUUUAACAAAUCCAGUGUCUAUACAGUAGGAAGAGGAUUCAUGUAGCCCCAUUUGUCGCGGUUCACCUGACACAUGAAACGUAACAAAUUAGGGGGUUGCGCUAUCCACAUUAGCCGCCAGAUGGCAGUAGAGUGUUGAAUAUCUUAUCUUUAUAUCUUGUUUUAUGGCAUUUUCAACUUUGCUAUGUGAAGUGACGCUUCCCAUCAUUUUCAACAGACUGCAUUGAACAUUAUUUAGCCCCCCUCCCCACCCCCUUCCUCUCACACGAGAUACACCCAGGAAUGGUGCCAUAUGAAUCCCUUCCCGACUGUAAAUACAUUUUAGAAAACUGCAAUAAAUGUAAACACGUCCAGUGUUAGCAUUAGCAACUGUGUUAAGGUACAAUUUUUAUUUCUGUGAUUGUCAUUCCUGUGAUUUUUAGCAGUUGUGUUAAGAUUUUAGAAAGACUUUACUAAUUUAUACAUAACAGUGGACUUAACUUUAUAAAAUAGAUUCAAAACCGAAGAAAAGUAUGUCACAUUGUAUAGUUUUUUUCAUAUUCUUACUGUAAAGUGGCAGAGCAAUUUGUUUUCAUUGUGCUAAAUAAAAAUGUUACUUCGAAACAAUUAAAACC